AUGUGUACACCCCUGUCUGCCAUGUGUACACCCCUGUCUGCCAUGUGUACACCCCUGUCUGCCAUGUGUACACCCCUGUCUGCCAUGUGUACACCCCUGUCUGCCAUGUGUCUCAACCUACAUGACAAGAGGUACGACCACCACAGCAACCUACACAAGAGGUACGACCACCACAGCAACCUACACAAGAGGUACGACCACCACAGCAACCUACACAAGAGGUACGACCACCACAGCAACCUACACAAGAGGUACGACCACCACAGCAACCUACACAAGAGGUACGACCACCACAGCAACCUACACAAGAGGUACGACCACCACAGCAACCUACACAAGAGGUACGACCACCACAGCAACCUACACAAGAGGUACGACCACCACAGCAACCUACACAAGAGGUACGACCACCACAGCAACCUACACAAGAGGUACGACCACCACAGCAACCUACACAAGAGGUACGACCACCACAUCAACCUACACAAGAGGUACGACCACCACAGCAACCUACAUGACAAGAGGUACGACCACCACACCAACCUACACAAGAGGUACGACCACCACAGCAACCUACACAAGAGGUACGACCACCACAGCAACCUACAUGACAAGAGGUACGACCACCACAGCAACCUACACAAGAGGUACGACCACCACAGCAACCUACACAAGAGGUACGACCACCACAGCAACCUACAUGACAAGAGGUACGACCACCACAGCAACCUACACAAGAGGUACGACCACCACAGCAACCUACACAAGAGGUACGACCACCACAGCAACCUACACAAGAGGUACGACCACCACAGCAACCUACAUGACAAGAGGUACGACCACCACAACAACCUACAUGACAAGAGGUACGACCACCACAGCAACCUACACAAGAGGUACGACCACCACAGCAACCUACACAAGAGGUACGACCACCACAACAACCUACACAAGAGGUACGACCACCACAACAACCUACAUGACACAACUUAA
Physella acuta is the source of this 993-nucleotide messenger RNA. RefSeq names its product histidine-rich glycoprotein-like. NCBI's taxonomy places the organism in Eukaryota, Metazoa, Mollusca, Gastropoda, Physidae. The record is from RefSeq and is a predicted model, not a curated record.